AGUGUCUUGGCUUGAAUUGUGUCUCCCAAAAAGAUAUGAGGAAGUCCUAACUCCCGUACCUGUGAAUGUCACCUUUUCUGAAAAGAGAGUCUUUGCAGACCUUAUCAAGUUAAGAUGAGGUCAUGAGGGUGGUCCCCAGUCAAAGAUGACUAGCGUCUUUUUAAGAACAGAAGACAGAGACAUAAAGGGAGAAGAUGGCCAUGUGGUAACAGAAGCAGCUGUUGGAGUGAUACACCUAUAAAACAAGGAGUUCAGGCUGUCAGCAAACACCAGGAGGUGGAAGAGCAAAUUGCAAAGAAAUGGCUCAAAAGCUUCAGCUCUUUCUGUGCCCUGGGAGCUGAGAUGCACGUCAGUGGCCUUGCCAGCGUGGCCAAUUCUCUGCUGACUGCCAGAAAAAAGAGGCCAGGAAGAAAGAGGAAAGAGAAGAGAUCGCUCAGGGUCUGUGGUGUGUGGUCCAUCCUCUCGCUGAGCACAUUGAAAGGAACUGACUAUCUUUAAUCUCUACCUCCAGAUCAGAGUCAAGGAAUGUGUUUAUAAUGGACACUUCAUCCAAAGAAAAUAUCCAGUUAUUCUGCAAAACUUCAGUGCAACCUGUUGGAAGGCCUUCUUUCAAAACAGAAUAUCCCUCCUCAGAGGAAAAGCAACCAUGCUGUGGUGAACUAAAGGUGUUCUUGUGUGCCUUGUCUUUUGUUUACUUUGCCAAAGCAUUGGCAGAAGGCUAUCUGAAGAGCACCAUCACUCAGAUAGAGAGAAGGUUUGAUAUCCCUUCUUCACUGGUGGGAGUUAUUGAUGGUAGUUUUGAAAUUGGGAAUCUCUUAGUUAUAACAUUUGUUAGCUACUUUGGAGCCAAACUUCACAGGCCAAAAAUAAUUGGAGCAGGGUGUGUAAUCAUGGGAGUUGGAACAUUGCUCAUUGCAAUGCCUCAGUUCUUCAUGGAGCAGUACAAAUAUGAGAGAUAUUCUCCUUCCUCCAAUUCUACUCUCAGCAUCUCUCCGUGUCUCCUAGAGUCAAGCAGUCAAUUACCAGUUUCAGUUAUGGAAAAAUCAAAAUCCAAAAUAAGUAACGAAUGUGAAGUGGACACAAGCUCUUCCAUGUGGAUUUAUGUUUUCCUGGGCAAUCUUCUUCGUGGAAUAGGAGAAACUCCCAUUCAGCCUCUGGGCAUUGCCUACCUGGAUGAUUUUGCCAGUGAAGACAAUGCAGCUUUCUAUAUUGGGUGUGUGCAGACGGUUGCAAUUAUAGGACCAAUCUUUGGUUUCCUGUUAGGCUCAUUAUGUGCCAAACUAUAUGUUGACAUUGGCUUUGUAAACCUAGAUCACAUAACCAUUACCCCAAAAGAUCCCCAGUGGGUAGGAGCCUGGUGGCUUGGCUAUCUAAUAGCAGGAAUCAUAAGUCUUCUUGCAGCUGUGCCUUUCUGGUAUUUACCAAAGAAUUUACCAAGAUCCCAAAGUAGAGAGGAUUCUAAUUCUUCCUCUGAGAAAUCCAAGUUUAUUAUAGAUGACCACACAGACUACCAAACACCCCAGGGAGAAAAUGCAAAAAUAAUGGAAAUGGCAAGAGAUUUUCUUCCAUCACUGAAGAAUCUUUUUGGAAACCCAGUAUACUUCCUAUAUUUAUGUACAAGCACUGUUCAGUUCAAUUCUCUGUUCGGCAUGGUGACGUACAAACCAAAGUACAUUGAGCAGCAGUAUGGACAGUCAUCCUCCAGGGCCAACUUUGUGAUCGGGCUCAUCAACAUUCCAGCAGUGGCCCUUGGAAUAUUCUCUGGAGGGAUAGUUAUGAAAAAAUUCAGAAUCAGUGUGUGUGGAGCUGCAAAACUCUACUUGGGAUCAUCUGUCUUUGGUUACCUCCUAUUUCUUUCCCUGUUUGCACUGGGCUGUGAAAAUUCUGAUGUGGCAGGACUAACUGUCUCCUACCAAGGAACCAAACCUGUCUCUUAUCAUGAACGAGCUCUCUUUUCAGAUUGCAACUCAAGAUGCAAAUGUUCAGAGACAAAAUGGGAACCCAUGUGCGGUGAAAAUGGAAUCACAUAUGUAUCAGCUUGUCUUGCUGGUUGUCAAACCUCCAACAGGAGUGGAAAAAAUAUUAUAUUUUACAACUGCACUUGUGUGGGAAUUGCAGCUUCUAAAUCCGGAAAUUCCUCAGGCAUAGUGGGAAGAUGUCAGAAAGACAAUGGAUGUCCCCAAAUGUUUCUGUAUUUCCUUGUAAUUUCAGUCAUCACAUCCUAUACUUUAUCCCUAGGUGGCAUACCUGGAUACAUAUUACUUCUGAGGUGCAUUAAGCCACAGCUUAAGUCUUUUGCCUUGGGUAUCUACACAUUAGCAAUAAGAGUUCUUGCAGGAAUCCCAGCUCCAGUGUAUUUUGGAGUUUUGAUUGAUACUUCAUGCCUCAAAUGGGGAUUUAAAAGAUGUGGAAGUAGAGGAUCAUGCAGAUUAUAUGAUUCAAAUGUCUUCAGGUACCAAAUCAAAAGCAUUCCCGCAUCUCACUGCUACAGCAUCCCAGAUUUACACAAUGCCACUGACACUAACAAGUUUUCAUGUCAUUUCACUGCUUGUAAGACAUAUAUAUCUGGGACUAACUGUGAUACUGGGCACAGUGUCAAUUCUCCUAAGCAUUGCACUACUUUUCAUUUUAAAGAAAAAUUAUGUUUCAAAACACAGAAGUUUUAUAACCAAGAGAGAAAGAACAAUGGUGUCUACAAGAUUCCAAAAGGAAAAUUAUACUACAAGUGAUCAUCUGCUACAAACCAACUACUGGCCAGGCAAGGAAACCCAACUUUAGAAACAUGAUGACUGGAAGUCAUGUCUUCUAAUUGGUGGACAUUUUGCAAACAAAUAAAUUGUAAUCAAAAGAGCUCUAAAUUUGUCAUUUCUUUCUCCUUUCAAAAAAGGUCUACUUUGUUUUUGGCCCUAGGCAUUAGGUAAUAUAACUGAUAACAAAUAUACUGAAACAUAUAACAGAAGAUGCAGAUGAUAAAACUAAUUUUGAACUUUUAAAUUUAUAUAAAUUUUUAUAUCAUUUACUUAUUUCACUUUAUUUUGCCUUGUGCUCAUUGAUAUAUAUUAGCUGUACUCCUAGAAGAACAAUUGUCGCUAUUGUCACACAUGGUUAUAUUUAAAGUAAUUUCUGAACUGUGUAAUGUGUCUAGAGUAAGAAAAUACUGCUAACAAUUAAAUCAUACCUUGGGUGCCUUCAAGUAUUACUCCUACAGUAUUUUCUCCCAUAGCUGUCUUCAUCUGUGUCUUUUAAUAACGAUCUUAGGAUGGAGCAGAACAUGGAGAGGAAGAUUUCAUUUUAAGCUCCUCCUUUUCUUUGAAAUACAAUAAUUUAUAUAGAAAUGUGUAGCAGCAAAUUAUAUGGGGAUUAGAAUUUUGAAUUAAUAGCUCUUCUGCUAUUCAUCUACAUGUGCUUUUCGUGUGGCGCUAUAAGUGACUAUGGUUGUAAAGUAAUAAAAUUGAUGUUAACAUGCCCUAUUGUUCUUUUAUGAAUUCAAUGAAUUUAAAACUAUUGUUAAAUAUAAUACUGCCCCACUUUAAUAUAUGUAAGCAACUUCCUACUUAUAUACAUGAUGUGUUCCUAAAACAUGUUUGAAAGGUGAAUUUCUGAAAGUCUACAAUAAAUGUAGGUGUUACAACAGGAA
This is a messenger RNA of Nomascus leucogenys (northern white-cheeked gibbon), 3637 nucleotides long. It is a transcript of the gene SLCO1C1, whose product is annotated as solute carrier organic anion transporter family member 1C1. Gene Ontology annotation, cellular component: membrane. The transcript has 17 exons. Gene Ontology annotation, molecular function: protein binding; bile acid transmembrane transporter activity. The coding region runs from base 537 to 2729 and encodes 730 amino acids. Gene Ontology annotation, biological process: bile acid and bile salt transport; transmembrane transport; sodium-independent organic anion transport. The record is from RefSeq and is a predicted model, not a curated record. NCBI's taxonomy places the organism in Eukaryota, Metazoa, Chordata, Mammalia, Primates, Hylobatidae.